AUACGAUAAUAUUUAGUUUGAUUGAGAGAGCAAGGUUUCCUCUCAAUUCUCCUACCUAUCAACAAAACUACUCUUCCGUUCUCAACUUUUCUGGUUCUUUGUUUGAUUUCAUUCUACACCAAACUGAGGACAUUCAAGCCAAGGUAUAAGUGCUUCUCUCUACCGUGCUUAUUUUGUACGUUCACGGUUCACAUCUCUAUCUGUGUUUAGAUCCUUAACAAUUUGUUUCAUGUGUAUCUUUAGCUAUUUUUUCUGCUUAGUAUAAGUAAAAUCGGAAAUGUGUUUUUUGAGAUGAGUUGAAUUACUAGUUUAAUUCUUACAAGUGGGUUUUGAAAUUAAUAAAAUUUUAAAAACUAAAAGACUUAUAUAGGAAAAAAAUAUAUAAAAUCCUGAAAUCUUCUUAACAUUAUGGCUUAAUUGAGUGUGUACUAAGAUUUUAGUUUAGAAAUUGAAUGGUGACUAAUGCUAAUGGGUGAUUUUUGUUAAUUGAUUUGAAAUAUUUAUUGCAUUUGAGAUAUUAUUAUAAGUCCUCGGAACAAAAUAUGUACUAAUAUGUUGGCCAAUUAAAAUAAUGUGUAUAUAGAAUCUCACAUUUUAUAUGAUUUGCUUGUUGUAGUUUUAUAAUAUGUAUAUUUGUAUAAGAUGAAAUUAUAAUCCCAUAUGGACAAGAGUUAUCAUAGGUUUUAAGGUAGUUAAGGUAGGGUCUGAACCGAGUUUCCUAUAAUUUAGCAAUCACUUUUAAGUAUGGGUGCUUGAUUCUUUGAAAUCCACGAGAUGUGGUUAAGUCUCAUGACUUCCUAUGUAACACAUGUUGACGCAGUAAACAUUCUACACACGGUCACACUUUAUGAAUGAGAAAAUUGGUGACUCGGGCAACCUAGAUAAGGGCGCGCUCGAACCGAUACAAAGGCGAUUCGAGAAGGUUAAAAGGCCAAAAAUGUGUUUCUCACCUAUACCCCAAGAGUGCUCUAAACUAUGUCACCACAUAGUCCCAGAAGCACGAGGGUUCAUGAAGGUAGAAUCAUGAUAAGCCUUGAUGAGGCUUUGCUCUUGCCCCAAGGUCUUGAAUGUUCCUUCAAGGGGAGACUUGGUUGAGUCCCUCGCGAGAAACUUAGAUGAGUCCCCCAAGUGAGACUUAGUUGAGUCCAUCAGGCAAGGCUUAGUUAAGCUCCUUAGGUGGGACUUAGUUGAGUCCCUUAGAAUCCCUUAAAGGUGUUUGUCUAUGUGACGGUGUGUCAAUUGAAAAGUGUCGAAGCGUCUGCUAGAGGGAAAGCGUGUGAUGAAUUUAAAUACAACAAUAAUGACUUAUGUAACACCUGAGAUCGACAAGGACGAGGAGUGGUCGCCGGUGCAUAAGACAUGAAAUGAGCGGCUCCUAGCAACUUCUAGGCAAAAAUCAAAUUCACAUCGAAAGAGUGGAAUCCAUAGGCCGAGCAGGUAUGAGAUUGCAUAGUUAAAGGAAUGCUUAUAAGGAUUGGUUGGUACUACCUAUACCAACAAGAUGCAUCUUCUUUUUGGUAACCUGACAAAUAAGAAAUUCAUAGUUAAAUGUGCUUGACUUGGAGUAGUAUUUGGAUGAGUCAGUUGGUAAUCUUGAAAGCAAUAUAGGUGUUACAAAUUGUAUCAGAGUAUACCUCUCCCAACUCGUUGUGAUUUGGAGAUGAACCAAGCAGAAGUUAAUGGACAUGUAACACCCCAGGCCGAAAAAAGCUGGGAGUUGUCCCUGAUGCAUAAGACAUAACAAUGAGCGGCUCCUAGCAGCUUCUAGGUAAAAACCAAAUUCACUUUGGGACGAGAGGGUUUCUGAGGAUUGAUUGGUACUACCUAUACCAACAAGAUGCAUCUCCUUUUCGGUAACCUAACAAAUAAGAACUUCAUAGUUAAACGAGCUUGACUUGGUGUAGUAAUUGGAUGGGUGACCUUUUGGGAAGUUUCUCCAAAAGCGUGUCAGUAAGAACAAAGCAUGCUGAAAAGACCUGUGUUGGUUUGUGAGGUCAGUUGGUAACCUUGAAAGCAGUCUGGGGCGUUAUAACUUACCCUUAGGAUACCUAAUUGGCCUUUUCCCUAUGGAACAUGUUGAAACAUGCAAAAUCUUUCACAUCUUAUUUGAAACCUAAAGACCUUUGACAACCCCUAGUUUCCCUCCCUAUUUAAGGAGACAAGAACCAUCUUUUUAUUUUUGUCACGAACUUCCUUCUCUAGGGUUUGCAAAUCGCUUCUCCUUCCUUGGGUAAUUUUCUCUCUUUUCUGUCUUUUUGCCUCAUGGGCCUUCUUCUCAGCAUUACUUUCCUCGCCAUUUAUGUAACAUUCUACUUGUGUUCACUACCUCAUCCAACGUUGUUGUUUAUCUAUGGGCGAUGGAUUCGUUAAAGUGUCCCAUCUUGACCCUAUUCUGAAAUGCUCAUACGAACAUUUCUUGUUUGGGAUAGAUCGCCCUGAUGGUCAUUUUAUUAAAGCGGGAGAGAUAUCCUCUUCAAGACUAUGAUGGGCCUUGACGUAUGUUGAAAAAACUGGUGGUGGUUAGCUUUCGGUUCCUGUUUGUGGUGAAUUGAUAGACUAGUUUCUUCACCAGGUUUUAAUAGCUAGUGACAGAGAGCAUGGGAAGGCCCAUGUACAAUCUUAGAGCAAUCUGAAUGUUUCACUUUAAAGAGUCAGGCGCUCAGAUGAUGGUCAUAUGAGUGUUGAUGGAGGCUAUAUGCCCAUAUGGGUCAUAACAUCCAUCGAAGUUAGCCAACGAUGAUAGCUUAAAGUUCUCGGGGACGGACGCCUCUCAUAUGUCGUUUGGUAGUGUUUAGGGGUCAAAUGCUUUCAUUUUAUCCACCAUAUCGGUCCUUUUGUUGACGUUGUUGGAUAUGUUGAACGUUAUUUUCGAAAGUUUGGUUCUAACAGCAAAGGUUGCUCAUAGCGGCGGGAGUUUCCGCUAUGACACUUUCCUAGCCGUCAGAGUCUUCGCUGGUCGGAGUAGCUAUCUUCCUGUUUGCCAUGAUGUGGGAUAAGCGCAAAGGCUGUAUUCCAGUUGAAUGCAAUGAGGGUGCCCUAAGUUAGUUUUGUCGAGACUCCACGAUGGGCGCCAAUUGUUCAAGAUAAAAGUACAAUAUGCUUAAUUACCCCUGGUAUAUAAGGAUUGUCAGAGGAUUUAUUGUAGUUAAGGUCUGGAGAGCUAGCUCAUGUGAGGUGAGUGGAUGUUGUCUAGGUUUAGACCUUGGUGUUAUUGGUUAUCCCCUUUAUUAUGAUGUUAGUGAUGUAUUUAUAGCACAUAGGUAUGAACCAAGUCCUUUAUAAUUUAGAAACCACUCUUAGGCAUGAGUGUUUGAUUCCCUGAAAUCCAGGAGGUGUUAUUAAGUAUCGUGAAUUCCUAUGUAAAAUUUGUUGACUAAGUAUAUGCUUUAUACACGAUUGUGCGCUAUGAACUGGAAAAUUGGAAACUCAUGCGACACAUCUGAACAAGAGGUACUCGAACUGAUAGAGGAUGCUCGAACCAAUACAAAGGCGACUCGAGAAGAACGAAAGGCCAAAAAUAUGUCCCACGCCUCGCCCCAAGGUCUCUCCAAAUUAUAUCACUACAUAAUCCCAUCAAGCACGAGAGCUCAUAGAGGCCGAAUUGUUUUUACUCUCGACUCAUCUUUAGACCUUCUUGAUGGGCCUUGUUGAGGCUGUGCUCAUGCCUUUAGUUCUUGAGUGUUCCAUUCGGGCGAGACUUGGCUGAAUCCUCUAAGCGAGACUUAGUUGAGUCUCACAGUCACAAGCGAUACUUAGUUGAGUACCUCAUCAUUAAAAUAUCUUAUUUUAUAUGAGCUGCAUGUUGUAAUUUUAUAAUAAGUAUAUUAUAUAAACUUGUCUAAGUAUUAGAUGAAAUCUUCACAAUGUAUGUUUUUACAUUUAAAUUCAAAAUUUAACUAUGCUAAGUGAAAAUUUAUAUAUAACACAUUGAUAAUUUAAAAAGAAAAAAAAACUAAAAUUGGUAAUUAAUUAUUAUUUUUUAAUGGCAAAAUAAAUAUAUAACAAUAAGAGGUAAAAAUCACGAUAGAAUAUAAAGGAAUAUAAACGAAUAGUAAGACGUCUCGUAAGAUAACACAUAAAAGUGAGAAAAAAAAUAUAAGAUGAAAAUAUAACAAAAAAUAGAACUCAACAAAUGCAAUAAAGAGUAAAACCAUAAAAACCAACUCAGCCCCUACAAUGCUCCAAAUCAAAAUAAGGAGCCAAAAUAGCUUUCAAAUCAGCUGAACCAUAAACAUUAGAACAAAUAACUCUAAAAAAAAGAAAAGAGAAAGUUGUAUGCACUUUAGAUCAAAUAAGAAAUCUCAACCUGCUAUUGAUUAAUCCAAAUGAUAUGGUUCUAAAGCCAGUUUGAGAAGGUGCGUGAAUUCUCCUUUUAUCUAAAAAAAAAACAUUUCCAAACCUAAAAGAUACUUCUUUCCUCCAUUUCUUUCACAUUUGUCACAUGAUUAGAAAAUGUAGUAUCAAUUUAAGCCUUCAAAAUAGUAUAAAUCAUAACAUAUCAAAUCAUGGCAAAACCAUUCUUAUAUUUCAACCUAUUGCCUAAAGAGAAAAAACUUUCAAAAAGAAAACUAGGAUUCUGAGGAAGAGAUCUUUCUCACCCCAAUCACUUAAAGAUAUUAUAUUAAACACUAUUAUUUAAGUUGUAGGUGACGAACAAAUGUGAAGCCGACUAAAUUAAACCUCCAGUAGGGUCAAGAAUCACAUUUCUCUUGAACAAAUUUUCUCGUAAAUGGAAUCUAUCAAGCGGAAAUUGACAAGAGAAAACAAUCACCUUAUAUGGGGUCCAACUAUACCAAACAAGGGGGAGAUUCAGGUUGGCAGGAAAGAAUGAGAGCUAGACAAAGUUAUAAAUAUAUGGAAAAACAUGAUAAGCAGAGGACACUAAAGAUAUAUCGUCCUUUGAAAACAUCCCAAUCCAUCGAUCAUUAUCUAAGGAAAAAAUACGACCCCGAAGGAGAGCAAGGAAGUUUGUAAUAAUUGGCUCCUCAUGAACGAAGAACGACACUUUCCACCUAAAAUCCAAAGAAUCUCAUCUACCCAUCGAUAUAUCUCUCCCACACCCCCUCAAGAAAAUCAAAGAUAGUAAAUAACACAAGGAUCUGCCUAAAAAGAAGCCGAAAACCCUAUCCACUUUCUUUAAAGUUCCAUCCACAAACCAGUUAAAGAGAUCUAAAAAGCCUAAAAAGAAAUUUGAGCCAAUAAAGGAAACUCAUUUCCACUAGAGGAGGAACCAUUUUGGAAGCACGAGACUUUACCCCUGCCUUUCUUAAAAGAGGUGACAAUUAUAUCACUAUAUCUAACGAGCAAGAUAUCUCGCCAAAGACCAGAGGCUCUAAAGAUAAGUCUCCACCUUUAUUUAACUCAGAGAGCUUAGUUUAUAAAUCGGAGAUUCCUAACUCUUAAACCAUAUUUUCUCUUAGGUUUACACACAUUUGCCCAUUUAAGAGACUUAAGUGUCUCCUUUCAUACUUUCCCAAAGAAAUUUUCUUUGAAUCAAAACAAUUUCCCCCCAAACAUUCACUAGCAAUAAAUAAAACAGGAAGAAGAUAUGAAUAGCAUUAACACAUAAUUAAGUAAGAUAACUCGGCUCCCAAGUUAGUAUACAUAUGCCUCCAAAAACUAAAUAUUUUCAAUAGCAUAUUAACAACGGGAUCACAAGUUGCCUCUCGAUUAAAUCAUAUUCAUAUAAUACUUAUUAAAAUGUAAUAAUAAUAUUUAAAUAUAAAAUAGUUUAACAUUUUGUUAUAAAAGGGUUAAUAGUAGUUUACCCCCUAUAAUAUGAGCGUGUUUCGGUUUACCCCCUACCGUUGCCAAAGGCAGGUUUUGGCAACGGUUUUUUUGAAAAAACCGUUGCCAAAAGGUAGGGAGGGGGGAAAAACAAAAUUCGCUAAUAUUACAGGGGGCUGAACUACUAUUAACCCUAAUUAAAUUAGUCCGCAAUAUUUACAUCAUUACUAUGUUUACUUUUUUUUUUUGAAAUGGAGGGCCAGAAGCCCAAGAAGCGAAAUUUACAGUUAGGUUAACCUCGGAGUCAAAGUUACUAAGUUAACUUUUAAUUAUAUAAAAAAUCAACUAUAAAAUUUAUUUAAUGUAUCUAUAAUAUUUAAUUUAAUUAUGAAUAUUUGAAGAAGAAUAAAAAAAAUGUGGCGGAUUCACUUUAUUAUUUUUUAAAUUCUGAAAUAAAGAAAAUACAUAAAAGUAAAUGCAAUUAUUAAAUUACUUUAGAAAAAAUGGUCAAAAUAUUUGUUUUAGUCAAAUCACAAGGGCAGUGUACUGUUUAAUUCACCAUAUUAAGUUUUAAUAAAAUUUACAAUUUGUCUCUUCAACAAUCAUGUAUACAAUACUAAUAUCUAUUAUUUCCUUAUUAAUAAUUCAAUUGGCAGACAUUGAAUUCGUUUGAUUCAAAAUUUUUAUGUAAAUGAUCUUUGUUUAGAAAAAUAUAAAGAAUUUCUAAAAAAACCUUUAAAUAAAAAUACAAUUUUAAUAAUUUGCAUAAAAUAAUAUUUUAGAGGUUUCAUGAUUUUCUUAUAAUUAGUUUUAGAUGUUAAAAUUUUAAAAAAUGACUUAAAUUGAAUAUUUAUUUAAAAAUCAUAUUAAUUGAUAUAUAAUAAUCGCUUUUCUAUAAAAAAUAAUUUUUUCUUUAAUUUUGAUUUUGUUUUAAUCUUACAUAUGUGUAUUUAUGCUAUUAGAUAAUAAAAUAAAUCUUUGACUUUAUAAAAAAAUCUUAAAAUAAUUUUACUAUUUCAAUCUUUUUAUCAAAAACAUUUUUAAAAAAAAAAAAAUCAUUUUUUAAAAUUUAAAACAAACUGCCUCAUUAUAUAAUCUGGUCUCUUGUCAAAUGUUCAUCCAUAUGUUGGAUUUGUGCUAUCAGUUAUAAGAUGUUUCAAUUUCUAGUUAUGGUUAUUAUGUUGGUGAGUUGUAUAGAAAGAUACAGAAUAGUAAAAGCAGAUGAAUGCACACUUGAAUCAGUGAGAGAGUCUUUAAUCAGACAAGAAGAUACAAUAAUAUUUAGUUUGAUUGAGAGAGCAAGGUUUCCUCUCAAUUCUCUUACCUAUCAACAAAACUACUCUUCCAUUCCCAACUUUUAUGGUUCCUUGUUUGAUUUCAUUCUACGCCAAACUGAGGACAUUCAAGCCAAGACAGGAAGAUACAUGAACCCCGAAGAAAAUCCAUAUCAAGAAAAUUUGUCACCUUCGAUUAUACCACAUUACAAUUUCUCAAAGUUUUUGCAUCAUGCAGCAGCUUCAAUUAACAUAAACAAGAACAUUAGAAAAAUAUAUUUCAACGAUAUACUCCCACUUUUUAUUGCUUCUGGAGAUGAUGGCAAUUAUGCACAAACUGCGGCCAACGAUCUUACAGUAUUGCAGGCCAUCUCUAAAAGGAUUCAUUAUGGAAAGUUUGUAGCUGAGACAAAGUUUAGAAAAUCUCCUCGUGACUAUAAGCCUUUAAUUCGUGUCAAGGACAGAGAAGCAUUGAUGAAAUUGUUGGUAGAUAAGAGAGUAGAAAAGAUGGUUCUAAAGAGAGUUGAAAAGAAGGCAAUGGUGUUUGGUCAAGAAGUGAGCCUUGAUCCUAAUGUCAAAGGAAAAUACAAGGUUGAUCCAUCAAUAGUUUAUAGUUUGUAUAAAAAAUGGAUAAUACCCAUGACAAAAGAUGUUGAAGUCGAGUAUUUGUUACGUCGUCUCGAUUGAAGCCAUUUAAUCCAUAAAUAGAAUAAUACUCAUGAUAACAAUUCUUUUUUUUUUUUAUUUUAAUUAUAUUUAUAUGUAACAAAUUUUAAAAGAACUUUGUAGCGGCUAAAGUACAAUAGUAAAGGAAAUAAGAUUUGCUCAAGUAAUGAUGGUAAGAUAUCUUGUAUUGUUUCCGUGAAACCUUUGUCUCUCCUUUAACCAUGGAUGUUGAGGCACUUAUAUAAAUCAUAUGGGCUCAUUUAGUGGUAGUUCCCAUCAUCCCACUAUAAAAAAAACGUGGGGCAGAGGAAACUCUUUACCUAACUCAAGGAAAGAUGGUUUUCCCUCACCGUUAUUCUACAUGUGGUAAAUGGACAGAUCAUGGAUGAUGGACCUCAAGCGUCAGCUAGGACAACACAUGUAACAUUAAACAUUUCUAAUGAUCGAUCCACCUUGGAAAUUUAAGUCAACAAAGAACCCUAGGUUCGCCAACACAUAAGUUUUACGAUGUGACAUACUAAUUUAAUACGUGAAAAUGACCACCAUAAGAA
This is a messenger RNA of Vicia villosa (hairy vetch), 8218 nucleotides long. Its product is annotated as chorismate mutase 2-like. Gene Ontology annotation, biological process: chorismate metabolic process; aromatic amino acid biosynthetic process. Lineage: Eukaryota; Viridiplantae; Streptophyta; Magnoliopsida; Fabales; Fabaceae. Gene Ontology annotation, molecular function: chorismate mutase activity. Gene Ontology annotation, cellular component: cytoplasm. The record is from RefSeq and is a predicted model, not a curated record. The transcript is spliced from 5 exons. The coding region runs from base 6879 to 7688 and encodes 269 amino acids.